GCCGCCUUCUCUGUGUUUUUCCGCAAGAAACAAGCGUAGCAACUUGUAAGGGGUUUGUUCUGCGUAGGACCCAGAUUUAUCUGCCAAAAUGCCAAAAAGAGCCUGUCCUUUCCCGGAAACAUUCUCUUCCCAAUAUAAAAUACACGUCGGUCAACAUGAAUUGAAUAAUUUUGGCGUGUUUGGAAGUAAAUACAGACAGGAAAUCUACGAAAAGACGACGAACCUGCUCUUCAAUGGUGCUAAGGCCGUGAUGGGUAAAAUAUGGACUGGGGAGGAGAAGUGUAAAGAGUCGCAGACAAACGGACACGUAGAGACACCUGUGAAUAGCCAAACCCUGCUGAGAGGACAGACGCUGAUUGGACAGGACGGUAGACUGACCAGAGCAAGCGCCGCACAAGUUGCAUCAGUGGCUCCCGUGGGCUGCUGUGUUUAUAAGAAGAGCCCGGGAAGCAGGACGCCAUGCUCCCAGUGUGACCGGCCCACAUGUUCCUCCUGUUCACGUCAAUGCUCGCGUUGCUCAAACAACUGUUGCUCUGUCUGCACCAUCAUAGACUACAGUGGGAGGUAUGAUGAAGUGGUGUGCUGCAGCUGCUCUACAUAAGAAAACCACUGGAAGGGUCAGGAGUUUGUUGUAAAUAUUGAUGUAUCCUCUGAACUGAAUGCUUUGUUUUUAAUACCUGUGAAAUUUUAUAUGACAACCAAAUAAUUGUCUGUGUGUAUAUAUGUGCAAUAACUCAACUGAAAUAAACUUGAAACAUUUUAUACGUA
Molecule: messenger RNA, 768 nt
Organism: Cynoglossus semilaevis (tongue sole)
Lineage: Eukaryota; Metazoa; Chordata; Actinopteri; Pleuronectiformes; Cynoglossidae
Gene: siva1
Product: SIVA1, apoptosis-inducing factor
Exons: 4
Coding region: 89-601 (170 amino acids)
Biological process (GO): extrinsic apoptotic signaling pathway
Molecular function (GO): CD27 receptor binding
Source: RefSeq, a predicted model, not a curated record